Lactuca saligna is the source of this 1291-nucleotide messenger RNA. The record is from the annotation of a GenBank genome assembly. Lineage: Eukaryota; Viridiplantae; Streptophyta; Magnoliopsida; Asterales; Asteraceae.
UGCCAAAUGAGGUGGACUAGUACAGUUUACACAGAAGGCCGGCGGAUAUGUAGAAGAUGAUCUACAAGGACAAAAAAUGGCGCUUGAUACCAAAUUCAUUAUCACAUUCACCUUACUUUCACUUCUCUUCCUUGUUCUUUUUCUAUCUCCAAUAAAUCAAACCCACAAUAUUCUUUCUUCCUCCAGUUUGCCAUUACCUUCAAUCUUCAGACGUCUGCAAGAUGACGCUGAUCAACCCAAGAUCAAAGAAAAUGACAUUACAUUGGCAAGAAUCGAAGAACAGUUAGCUAAGGCAAGAGGUAAAAUUCGCAAAGCGAUUGUUGAGAAGAGCUUUGCAUCGAGUCAAAUAAAUGGGAGUUUCAUCCACCAUAAAACCGUCUACAAGAACCCGUUUGCCUUUUUUCAGAGUCAUACGGAGAUGAUGAAGACAUUCAAAAUAUGGACUUAUAAGGAAGGAGAUGUCCCAUUGAUGCAUAAUGGUCCGAUGAUAUUUGUAUACAGUAUCGAGGGUGACUUCAUCGAGGAAAUGGAGAGAAAAGGAAAUCCAAUGGUGGCUAAGCAUCCCGAUGAAGCACAUGCCUUCUUUAUCCCCCAUAACAACGGAGCUGAUCACUUCUUUGUAUCAUGUCAUGAUUGGGGCCCAUUUGUUUCAAAAGGAAACCCUAAACUCUUCGAGAAUUUCAUAAGAGUGCUUUGCAAUGCCAACAGCUCGGAAGGUUUCGUUCCAAGUCGGGAUGUGUCGAUGAGUGAGAGUGGAAUACAUGGUUUUGUAAGAAAACGUUUAUUCGAACAUUGGGGAAACAAUGAAGAUAACGAUAUUCAAGUUUACAAUUACCUUCCGAAAGGAGAAAACCACACCGAAUGGUUGACAAAAAUAAUCAUCAAGAGUCAUUACGUUAUACCGUAUAGCGAUGUGUUGGAUUGGAGUCAGUUUUCAGUACAAGUACCCGUGGAUGACAUUCCAAAUCUCAAAACCAUUUUGGAAGAGAUACCUUUUUCGAGUUCGCUCUUUCCUGCGUAUUCUUUCUGCCUUUUCUCUCAUUCUCUCCAUCGACUUCGCCGGUCUUUCUUACACCACAAUCGCCGCCGUCCAAACAUCCAUUGCACAAACCACCGCCAUCCAAACCUCGGUUGCUACCAAUACCGGCGACCUAGACUUCCAUUACCGACGACCAAGAGGAGACGAUCCUACCUCAAUUCCGGAAUUUUUACCCAUUUAAGGUUGUGUUGCUGUUGGAGUUGUUACCGGAGUUGUUGCCGGAACUGUGGAAUUUCUGCCGGAAAAUUUUGA